AUGAGUAAGUGUGCAGGACAUGGACAAACUCCUUUAUUUAUAGCUUGCCUUAAAAAUCAUAUAGAGAUAGCAAAGGUAUUACUUGACAACAAUGCAGACAUUGAUAGGUGUACAGAUGAUGGAGCAUCUCCCUUGUUUAUUGCUUGUCAGAAUAAUCAUAUAGAGAUAGUAAAGGUAUUACUGGACAACAAAGCAGACAUUAACAAGUGUACAGAUGAUGGAUUAUCUCCUUUGUAUAUUGCUUGUCAGAAUAAUAAUUUAGAAAUAGCAAAAGUAUUACUACACAACAACGCACAUAUUGAUAAAGGUACAGGUAACUUUGCAUCGCCUUUGUUUAUUGCUUGUCAGCAGAAUUUUGUGGAGAUAGUUAAGUUAUUACUAGACAACAAUGCAGACAUGAAUAGGUGUGCAUAUAGCGGAGAAACACCUUUGAUAGUUGCAUGCGAGAAUAAUCAUAAACAGAUGAUUCAACUAUUACUGGACAACAAUGCGGACAUACAUAAGUGUGACAAUAUUGGAGAAUCUCCCUUGUUUGUUGCUUGUUUAAAGAAUUAUGUAGAACUUGUAAAGGUAUUAAUUGAGAACAAGGCAGACGUUAAUCAAUGUGCAAAGCAUAAUGUAUCUCCAUUGUUCAUAGCUUGUCACAUGAAUCAUUUCGAAGUAGUAAAGAUAUUACUCGAGCACAAAGCAGAUAUGACAAAUUGUGAUAAUAAAAAAAUAUCUCCUUUGUUAAUCGCGUGUAUAGACAACAAUUCAGAGAUAGUUAAAUUAUUGCUGGACAACAAGGCGGACAUUAAUAGAAUCGAUUCAGGAGCAUCUCCUUUGUAUUUUGCUUGUUUAAACAACCAUAUAGAAAUAGUACAAGUAUUACUGGACUACAAGGCAGAUAUUAAUAUUGCUGCACUUGAUGGAACAUCUCCAUUGCAUAUUGCUUGUAAGAAAAAUCAUAUGGAGGUAGUAAAGAUAUUACUGAACAACAACGCAGACAUUAAUAAGUGUAGACAUGAAGGCAUAUCUGCUUUGUAUACCGCCUGUUUUGAUAAUCAUAUAGAGAUAGUUCAGGUAUUACUGGACAACAUGGCAGAUGUUAAUAAGGCUGCAGUCGAUGGAUCAUCGCCUUUAAUUGUUGCUUGCCAGAAUAAUCAUAUAGCGAUAGUGAAGUUACUAGUGGACAAUAAGGCAGACGUUAAUACAAGUGCAGAUAAUGGAUCAUUUCCUUUGUUAAUUGCUUGCCGGGAUAAUAAUAUAGAGAUAGUUAGGGUUUUACUGGAUAAUAAGGCUGACAUUAAUAAGAGCGAAAAUAACGGAACAUCUCUUUUGUUUGUUGCGUGCCUACAUAAUCAUGUGGAAACAGUGAAGUUAUUACUAGACAAAAAGGCAGAUAUUAAUAAAUGUGCAUAUGAUGGAGCAUCUCCUUUGUUUAUAGCCUGUCAGCAGAAUCAUAAAGAAAUAGUACAAAUACUACUAGACAACAAAGCAGAUUUAAAUAAGUGUACAGAUGAUGGAUUAUCUCCUUUGCUUGUUGCUUUGAAAUCAUUUCAUACAGAAAUAUAUCAUAUGCUGGUACAGAACGGAGCAGAUGCAUGUACAACGAUUACGAACUGGAUGCAAAGGAAUCGUAAGACGGACACAAUGAAUAUUUACAAAUAA
Molecule: messenger RNA, 1650 nt
Organism: Mytilus californianus (California mussel)
Lineage: Eukaryota; Metazoa; Mollusca; Bivalvia; Mytilida; Mytilidae
Product: ankyrin-1-like
Exons: 1
Coding region: 1-1650 (549 amino acids)
Molecular function (GO): protein binding
Source: RefSeq, a predicted model, not a curated record